Molecule: messenger RNA, 2409 nt
Organism: Neltuma alba
Lineage: Eukaryota; Viridiplantae; Streptophyta; Magnoliopsida; Fabales; Fabaceae
Product: L-type lectin-domain containing receptor kinase IV.1-like
Exons: 1
Coding region: 203-2203 (666 amino acids)
Biological process (GO): protein phosphorylation
Molecular function (GO): carbohydrate binding; protein kinase activity; ATP binding
Source: RefSeq, a predicted model, not a curated record
ACUGUGUAUAGAUUGAAUAAUCAACCACGAUGGUUUUCAAUAGCCGCCAUUGAAAAUGCAUCAAACCCAGAAGCCAAACCAUUUACGGCAACCAACCCUGAUGCACGAGUCCACAAGAUAAUAGUCAAUUAAGAAUCGAGUCUUCCCCUUCAAUGACCUCCCAAAAGCAAAAGCAAAGACCGACAUAGAUUCUGAGACAGCCAUGUGUGUUUCGAAGCUUAUUAUGGAGUCGGUGCUUUUGUUGGUGACAACAAUGGUACAUAUAUAUAUGAGUGGUGCAGAUACAAGUUUCAUCUUUAAUAAUGGCUUCCAGUCAGCUAAUUUAACCAUGGAUGGUGUUUCUGAGAUCACUCCCAAUGGCCUCCUCCGGCUUACCAAUGAAACCGUCCUACAAAAAGGUCAUGCUUUCUACCCAAACCCAAUAGUUUUCACAAACACGUCUUCUUUCUCUACCACUUUUGUUUUCGCCAUUAGACCUAUUCCUCCAACUUCGGGUGGUCAUGGAAUGGCCUUUGUAAUAUCUCCAACCAAAGCAUUUCCUGGUGCUCUUGCCACUCAGUACCUAGGCCUUUUCCAUGACACCAACAACGGUGACCCAACAAACCAUGUGUUCGCAGUGGAAAUCGACAUCGUUCAGACCAUUGAGUUUGGGGAUAUCGAUAAUAACCAUGUGGGAAUCGAUAUUAAUGGCCUGAAAUCAAUGAAAUCUGCUCCUGCUGGGUAUGAUAAUGGGUUUCAGUUCCAUAAUUUGAGCCUUAUUAGUGGCCUGCCGAUGCAAGUGUGGGUGGACUAUGAUGGAGGCAAGAAACAAAUCAAUGUCACCCUAGCUCCAAUCAAUGUUAUCAAGCCCGAAACUCCACUGUUAACAUUGUCCAAAGAUCUUUCUCAAAUUCUAACCAAUCCCAGUUAUGUCGGAUUUUCAUCUUCCGAUGGGCAGCUGAUGGCUUUUCAUUAUGUUCUUGGUUGGAGUUUCCAGCUCAAUGGGGAGGCUCAAAACCUAGACGCCUCAAAACUCCCAAAACUGCCACCAGUUGAUGGCAAACGAUCUUUGAUCUUAUUAAUUGGGUUACCGCUCCUUUUAUUCAGUUUAAUUGUUUUUGUGAGUGUAUUUGUAGUUUGGUACAUAAAGACGAAAAGAAAAUUUUCCGAGAUUGUUGAGGAGUGGGAGCAAAAUUAUGGUCCUCACAGGUUUAAGUACAAAGAUCUCUACUUUGCCACGAAAGGAUUCAAAGAGGAAGAGCUUUUGGGCUGUGGUGGAUUUGGAAAGGUGUACAAAGGGACGAUGCCGGGUUCGAAAAUUGAUGUUGCGGUGAAGAAAGUGUCACAUGAUUCCCAGCAAGGCAUGAGGGAAUUCAUUGCAGAAAUUGUAAGCAUUGGUCGUCUUCGGCACAAAAACCUUGUUUCUCUUCUAGGAUAUUGCAGGCGAAAACGGGAGCUUCUUUUAGUCUACGAGUUUAUGCCAAAUGGAAGCUUAGACAAAUACCUGUAUAAUCAACCCACUGUGACACUAAAUUGGAUGCAAAGAUUUAAAAUCAUCAAAGGGGUAGCUUUGGGAUUGUGCUAUCUGCAUGAAGAAUGGGAGCAAGUUGUCAUUCACAGAGACGUGAAAGCAAGCAAUGUUCUGUUAGAUUUAGAGUUAAAUGGCAGGUUAGGAGAUUUUGGUCUUGCUAGAUUAUACGAUCAUGGGGCUGAUCCGACAACUACACAUGUGGCCGGCACUGUAGGAUAUCUUGCACCAGAAAGCAUACGAACAGGAAGAGCCACGACAAAAUGUGAUGUUUUUGCUUUCGGUGCCUUAUCACUUGAGGUUGUAUGCGGAAGAAGACCUAUAGAGCGAGGAAGUGAAGAUGAGAUUUUGGUGGAUUGGGUUUAUGAGUUAUGGAAGAAGGGUCAAAUUAUUGGGGCAUUGGAUCAAGCUUUAGGAAGGGAAUAUAACGAAGAGGAUGUAGAAUUAGUGUUGAGAUUAGGACUUUUGUGUUCAGGUUCUAAAGCUGAAGGUAGGCCAAACAUGCGUCAAGUUGUGCAAUAUUUGAAUAGGGAAGUUCCUUUGCCAGAUUUGUUAUCACAAAUGUCAUCUCCCUCUUGUUUUGGAUUCACAUUUGAGAGUGAUCAAGGGUUUGAUGCUAUAGUGUCCUUUCCAUCUUCCAUUGUGGGUGGCACUCACACUUCAAUAUCUGAAUCACUUCUCUCCGGAGGUCGCUGAAUGCUCUUCCGAAGACAACCGCACCCACUUGUAUGUGCACGUGUUCAGCUCAUUGCAUUAUGUUAAAUUUAUGUUAUUAUGCUUGGAUUUUUGUUUUUGAUAUUCACAUAUUUUUAGUUAUGGGUGAAUCCAAAUUACAAUUUACUACCUUAAAUUAUUAAAAAUUAAAUCCUUUAUGCCUGAAGUUUUACUAAGUUUCAGAAUCA